AAAACUUGAAAACACAGAAAGGGGGAAGAAAAGGUUGAGAAGAAAAUGGGAGACGUUGUUUUGUUUAUCGAUGAUUUAUCAUCGAAGAAUUCAAUUUCACAAUGUAGAAUUUGCCAUGAAGAAGAGUUCGAAAGCUUGAAGAGCUUCGAAGCUCCCUGUGCUUGUUCUGGCUCUGUUAAGUUUGCACAUAGGGAUUGUAUACAGAGAUGGUGUAACGAGAAGGGCAACACGACUUGUGAAAUUUGUCUCCAGAAAUAUGAACCAGGAUACACAGUAAUGGCGUCUUCAAAGAAGUCUCAGCUGAUUGAAGCUGCAGUAACCAUUAGAGAUAGCCUGCAAAUUCCCAGAAGAGAGGUUGAACCACAACACCAAGCAAUGAACGAUGAAAAUGAAUUCUCUCAAUGUACUUCCGCCGUCGAAAGGGGUGCCUCUUGCUGCCGAUCAAUGGCUCUCACCUUCACUGUGAUUUUGCUCGUAAAACAUAUCAUUGAUGUCAUCAAUGGCGAAACAGAUCAUUACCCAUUUGCUCUUCUUAUGAUACUGUUAAUGAGAGCUACUGGAAUUUUAGUCCCAAUGUACAUAGUGAUUCGAUCGAUUACAGCCAUUCAAAACAACAUUCGACGACUGGAUUCGGAGGAAAUUGCCGUCGCUGAGGAUGGAGAUGAUGAUUGAGCAGCAGCAGCAGCAUCACAGUGCCCGACAGACAGUCUUAUUGUAUGCUCAUAAUUGUUGCUUCCCAUUUGUGAUCUGAGGCAUUAUACCUAUGCCCAUAUUGUCCAAAUUCCUUUGUUUUUUUGGUAUCAAUAGAUAAAACGUCAUAAAAUAUUGAUUUCCA
Molecule: messenger RNA, 835 nt
Organism: Hibiscus syriacus
Lineage: Eukaryota; Viridiplantae; Streptophyta; Magnoliopsida; Malvales; Malvaceae
Exons: 8
Coding region: 46-672 (208 amino acids)
Biological process (GO): protein ubiquitination
Cellular component (GO): membrane
Molecular function (GO): ubiquitin-protein transferase activity; zinc ion binding
Source: RefSeq, a predicted model, not a curated record